CCCCACAACACAUCCAGACGCACCUUUCCGCUGGUCUGAUGUGGAGACGUGGAAGCAUAUGCCAGUCAGUACUGGUGGCCACCCAACAGAGGCAGAAUACAGCCUGCCCGUGGAGGGAGAUGAGAUUGUGAUUCCUGAGAGCAUGUGACUAGUUGUGGACACGGCCACACCCAAGCUUGGCCGUGUCUUUGUGUAUGGCACCAUUGAGUUUGAUGACACGAUGGACCACAGAUUUGAGGCCACCAUUAUUUACAUCCAGGGAGGCUCUUUAGUGGCUGGCUACUCCUCAGACACUCCCUUCACCCACAGUCUCAUCAUUCGCCUGAUGGACCCUGAAGAUGUUGAUGCCUAUAGCAUGAACCUGGGCUGGAAAACUAUAGGUGUGUUUGGCUAUCUCAGGCUGCAUGGGCAGGUGUGCGGGAGAUCAUGGCACAAGCUUGGGGCCACAGUGGAGGUUGGGACCGGCCACAUAACUCUGGCCGAGGAUCCUGAUGCUUCCUGGCUCAAUAAGGAGGUGGGUGUGACAACAACAGGAAAAGAGGCAACAGAGAGCGAAGUGAGGCGAGUGGUAACAAUCAAUGGUGCCACACUCACCCUAGACUCAGCACUCAAAUUCCAGCACCUUGGGGAGAUACACACGCUGUCAGACGGCACUUCCAUCACACUGGCUGGGGAGGUCGGUCUCCUGAGCCGGAACAUUAUGGUGGAAGGAAUCACGGAGAACAGCAACGGGGGAAGAAUUCUGGUCUCCACAGUCUUCCAGAAUGGCAAGCAUUAUGUUGGUUCGGCCCAAGUGGAUGGCGUGGAGUUCCGUAACAUGGGGCAGGAAGGCUUCACCGACAUCACUGACCCACGCUACUCCAUUGCCUUCCUGGGCCUUGAUGCCAUUGGUGACCAUUCUAGCUACGUCAAGAGGUCAUCAUUCAAUGUCAACUAUAAUGUGGCUGUUGGGCUCAUCAAGACCUUGAACAUGGUAGUGGAGGAGAACGUUAUCUAUCAUGUGCUGGAUUCAGGCAUAAGACACGAGACAGGCUCCAACACCUACAGGUGGAACCUCAUCACAACUGUGUUCUUCCUGGGGACUUAUGAAGACAGACAGGAAACAGAGAACUUGAAUUGGAGUGGUGCCUUUCAGCUGGACAAUGCACCCAACACUGUACUGACUGGCAAUGUUGUUGCUGGUGCAGAACAGGCUGGCUACAAGACCCUUGGAGAGCUGUGCGAGGACACAACUUGGUGGAUGGGGAAUGAAGUGCACAAUGCAAUUUAUGGAGUCAUGCUAUGGAAGAAGGGAGGCACGGGGCCACUGACAGACUGCUGCAGACUCAACAACUUCUACACCUGGAGAAUCUCAGACACAGGCUUCUAUGUCCAGCACUAUGCCAGCUCCCUCAUCACUAAUGUUGUCUCUGUGGACAGUCCCCUGGGAGCAAUGCAGAUCAUCUAUGAGCCAGAUUCACUGAGUCACAAGUUCCACCCCAAGACAGCCAAUGCCAGUCACUCCCUGUUUGUGGGUGUCUCCCCAUCACACACUUGUGAAUACCAGGCAUCCAAGUCCCGGAUAAUGAAGUUCUAUGGAGAUAAAUUUUUUGGUGGAGGCGUCGGCGGAGGAAACACUGGCAUCCUCUUAGCAUCAUUCACCUCUGGAUCUAAUAUGGCACCUCUCAUGACCUUCAGUAACGCUGGCACUUACCCAGCACUCUACGGCUCCACACACUUUGAGGGUCUCACGUUCCACAACUUCCGUGACACCGACUGCGGGCGAGGCACUGCUCUCAUGGUGAACCCUCAGUCAGAGGACGCCAACCACCCGACGUUUGUCAAGGGUCUCUUGUUCCUCAACACACCACAGGAGAACUACAUGUACAUUCCUUGAGCAGCAUCGAUCCGUCAGAGUGUGUGGAUACGGACUGUGAUGGACUAAAGAAGGUGGUGGUGGCGGAUGUUGAUGGAUCUCUGCUGGGUGAAAAGGAUGCCACAGUAAUCUCUCAGGCUGACUGGGAGUGGGACGGAGAUCCUCGGAGGGGCAUUGGAGAUUACCGCAUUCCUCUUCCAAUCAGACAGAAUCUUGACGGAUCCCAGAUUGAGGCAGCUGACAAGUU
Molecule: messenger RNA, 2102 nt
Organism: Scylla paramamosain (green mud crab)
Lineage: Eukaryota; Metazoa; Arthropoda; Malacostraca; Decapoda; Portunidae
Product: fibrocystin-L-like
Exons: 13
Coding region: 221-1876 (551 amino acids)
Source: RefSeq, a predicted model, not a curated record